This is a messenger RNA of Peromyscus leucopus (white-footed mouse), 2821 nucleotides long. RefSeq names its product tumor suppressing subtransferable candidate 4 (gene Tssc4). The transcript is spliced from 3 exons. NCBI's taxonomy places the organism in Eukaryota, Metazoa, Chordata, Mammalia, Rodentia, Cricetidae. The record is from RefSeq and is a predicted model, not a curated record. The coding region runs from base 1675 to 2628 and encodes 317 amino acids.
CAGUGGGUGGGAAAGGUUGGGACCCUGGGAGCACUCCAUGUGAGUACUCUCCCGUUUCUACCUCUCUGCUGACCUUAUACCAGCCUUGACCUCAUUUCCACUCAUCUGUUGGACAUGCCCAGUCAUGCUGAACCGGGUAGGAGGCGCCACACAGCAGAAAAAUGAGGCAGAAUGCUGGGGAUAGGCUACAAAAAUACACAUCCCGCUUUUGAGGGACAACACAGUAAAGGUUAGACCACGGCUCCAUCCCAAGUAUCUAGGUGCUUGGAAAUGUUCUACGGAGCUGGGUGGCUCUAGCCUGUGUCUCAAGGGGUAAUGGGCAAAUGGCAGCCUUGUGAACUGAGGGUCAGGCUAAGCAACCUCCUGGACACCAGCAACUCCCACCACUGUCUUUUUCCCUUUGACACUCCUGUCUGCACCACCCACCCCCGCCGCCGCUGGCAUAUUUAAUUGGCCUCUAGAGGAGAGAAAGCCUGGCUGGGAUUCAGGUCCCAGCUCCUAGCAGCCUCCCAGUAGGCUGAUUGUCAGAGAACCCCAAGUUUGUACUAGGGCGUUCUAGUCUCGACUGCCCCCUACCCCCAUGCAGCACGUUCCCUGCUUGGGUUGGCUGCUGGUCUGAGCAACCCUUUCUAAGGUGUGAAGCCCGUGGGCACCUGGCCAAGGCUGUAGAGAAGCCUGCAGCUCGGUUUCAAGAACAUAGGGAAGGAGGGGAGCAUGCAGCAGCCCAGUGGACCCUCAGACCCUGGUCCCCAGGGAUCCAAAAGGACAGCCCCAGGGCUGGAGGGGGGUUGUGUGAGGCCUUGAAUAGUGAGUGGGGUCAGUGUCCAAGCACGGACAGGCAGAGCCCGGGGGAGCGGCCUCGAAUCUCUGUAAUCCCCACCAACCCAUCCAGCACCCCAGGGCCGACCACGUCUCUAGAUGCCAAGAGUCGACUAGGACCUUAGUCCCGCCCCGCUCCAGGAAACCAACAGAGCACAAUACCGGCGCCACUUCCGCCCAGGAAACUGGUUAGCGCCCGCAGUGCGUGAUGACGCACAUCCUUCCCAUGACGAACCCGGCUCAGGCGGCUUCCGACAGGUGGCUCUGGAGGCCUCAACCCUUUGCGAUUGGUAGUUAGUCCCGGAGUAUUAUGGGAAUCGAGGCCCUUUGGCCCCGCCUCUUCCCCUUUCGUCAAUUCCGGGUAGAUUUCCGUGUCCGCUCCGGUCUUCCGUGAUAGCGCAUACGUAAAGUUACACCUCCCGGCAGGCAUUAGGCGUUGGCCCAUUGCCUUCUGGGAGUUGUAGUUCCUUGGGCGUUAAAGUCGCGACAUUCAGCCCGCCGGAGACUCGGUUUCCCAGAAAGCCCAGCAAGAGUGGGAGGGAACCACGGCCUGAACCCCGCGGAACCGGCGGUACUGUGCGGGAAAAGCCGCUGGGUUUUGCGGCGUGCACGGAAACGGGAACAGUGAGCGCCCGUAUUCUUAGGACCUCUCAACUACGAGUUCCCUGACAGCCCUCCCUCCGGACCCGAGUGGCGCCUGCGGUAGCGCCUGAAGCUCCACAUCUGUGCGCGCGAGGACGCACUUUAGCCACCCAGCUUCGCGAGGCCUCCGCCCGCCUGCGUGACCAGCCAGCGCCGGGCUGUGAGCAGAGGCGCCCGGCACAUAGUGGAGGUGGAGAAGGGUUCCAGGUCGGCAUGGCGGAGGCGGAGGCUGGCUUGGAGGCUGAGGUACCCACCGAGGAUGACACCCUGCCUUCUGACACCGUCUGCCUCAGCGAUUCGGACUCGGACCUCAGCUUACCUAGUGGUGCGGAGGUGCCAGUGUUGUCCCCGGAGAGGCUUUCAGGGGAAGCUCAGGAGGACUCCGGCCCUGAUGACCCACCUUCGCCCCCCACUGGCGUCUCCACCCCCGCAGCCCAGCCGUUCCUCCUCCGAGGCAUGAGCUCCACCUUCUCUCAGCGCAGCCACAGCAUCUUUGACUGUCUGGAGAGUGCAGCCCGGCAGGUACCGCCCUCUGCGCCCCAAACCAGUGUGACCGACAAUGGCAGCUUCAAAAGGCCCGUGGCUCCCCCAAGUCAGACUCCAUCGAGGAACCUGAGCAGAGUGCAUGAGAGCACCGGCCCAACCAGGGUCCCUCCUGUGCCCGAUUAUGUGUCCCAUCCUGAGCGUUGGACCAAGUACAGUCUGGAAGAUGUGGCCGAAGGCAGCGAGCAGAGCAACCGUGCCGCUGCUCUGGCCUUCCUGGGCUCUCGAAGCCAGGCAUCCCCCACAGACUGUGUACCCUCCUUCAAUCAGGACCCCUCUAGCUGUGGGGAAGGGAGAGUGGUCUUUACCAAGCCAGUCCGAGGUAGUGAGGCCAGGGCUGAGAGGAAGAGGGUCCUCAAGAAGGGGAAUGUGUCAAGUACUGGGAGUGAGGCCUCUGUGGAGCUGGCUCAUCUGGCCGGGCCCGAGGCUGAGGAGUGGAGUGGCCACCAGGGACUGCAGGAGGUAGUGAUACCUUCAGUAGCUGACCAUCCUGGGUCCCCAUCAGACCCAGCAGGGGUGGAGGUUGUUGGUUUCCAUGGUAGCAAGAAGCGGAGCCGAGAACACUUCCGGAACAGGGACAGUAACCCCGAGGGGCCAGGGUCUGAGAGGGGCCCCUCAGUUUGACUGUGGUGCUGUCACCCCACCUCCUCACCCCCCCCCCACCUCCUCACCUGCCUAGGUGGGAAGCUGUGGGCUGUUUGUAGGAGGGGUGUGUGUGCAGCAGCUCUGGCUGGGACUGUGGGAAUUGUGGGACCUUGGAGGCCCUUGUGCCCCAGUGUCUUGGGGUGAACAAUAAAGGUUUGGGGUAUUUCUUGGA